UUGACUAUCCAAGUCUAAGAUAAAAUUGGUGCCAGAAUUUGGUUUGAACUAAUGAAGAAAACAUUCUCUACUGGUCCCUAGUGUCAAGAGUGGUGAACACCUGCAGCUAGCAGGCUUUCCGGGAAAAAAAAAUCCAUGGGUGACAGAAGAUUUAUUGACUUCCAAUUCCAAGAUUUAAAUUCAAGUCUCAGACCCAGGUUGGGCAAUGCAACUGCCAAUAAUACUUGCAUUGUUGAUGAUUCCUUCAAGUAUAAUUUAAAUGGUGCUGUCUAUAGUGUUGUGUUCAUCCUGGGUCUAAUAACCAACAGUGCCUCCCUGUUUGUCUUCUGCUUCCGCAUGAAAAUGAGAAGUGAGACCGCUAUUUUCAUCACCAAUCUGGCCCUCUCUGAUUUGCUUUUUGUCUGUACCCUACCUUUCAAAAUAUUUUACAACUUUAAUCGCCACUGGCCUUUUGGUGACACCCUCUGUAAGAUCUCAGGGACUGCAUUCCUCACCAACAUCUAUGGGAGCAUGCUCUUCCUUACUUGCAUCAGUGUGGAUCGUUUUCUAGCCAUUGUUUAUCCCUUCCGAUCUCGUACCAUUAGGACCAGGAGGAAUUCUGCCAUUGUGUGUGCUGGAGUCUGGAUCCUAGUCCUCAGUGGUGGUAUUUCAGCCUCUUUGUUUUCCACCACUAACGUCAACAACACGACCACUACUUGCUUUGAAGGCUUCUCCAAACGUGUCUGGAAGACGUAUCUGUCCAAAAUCACCAUAUUCAUUGAAGUUGUCGGAUUCAUCAUUCCUCUGAUAUUGAAUGUUUCCUGCUCUUCUGUGGUGCUGAGAACACUCCGAAAACCGGCAACAUUGUCUCAAAUUGGAACCAAUAAGAAGAAAGUGUUGAAGAUGAUCACAGUGCAUAUGGCAGUUUUUGUGGUGUGCUUUGUACCGUACAACUCUGUUCUCUUUUUAUAUGCUUUGGUACGUUCUCAAGCCAUUACUAAUUGUUUAUUGGAAAGGUUUGCAAAGAUCAUGUACCCAAUCACCUUGUGCCUUGCAACUCUGAAUUGUUGCUUUGAUCCUUUUAUCUACUAUUUCACCCUUGAAUCCUUUCAGAAAUCCUUCUAUAUCAAUACACAUAUAAGAAUGGAGUCCCUGUUUAAGACUGAGACACCUCUGACCCCAAAGCCUUCCCUUCCAGCUAUUCAAGAGGAAGUUAGUGAUCAAACAACAAAUAAUGGUGGUGAAUUAAUGAUAGAAUCCACUUUCUAGGUACGAGAAUUGUCUUUCAGAUUCAGCUACAGUGUCUCCUAUGACUUUUUUCUAUGCUAUAAAUAAGAGAAACAAAUUGAAGCUAAUGAUACCGAGAAUAAAGUACCAAAUACAGUCAGAUACAUUGUUUGAACACUUAUUGUACAUAUUCUGUUUUGUUCAGUAAUUAUAGGUCAAGUCUAAUUACAGCAACCAAAACAGAUCAUCAAACUCUUCUGUUGAGUUGAAUUUUCAUUAUAUAAAUGGCCAGUGGUCUUGACUUUUAGUGAUGUGGGGGUUACUUUAAAACUUAAAAAGGCAUUCCAGUAAUUUUGGUAAUUGGGUUGGGCCUAUAAAUAUAGAACAAAUUCAGGGAUUAUUUAAAAAUGUUUGUGUUACUACUGAUGUAUGCUAGUACUUUUUUCCUUUUUUGAAUUAUCAUUGAAUUUAUUUUACUAAAAGAACUUAUUUUUACCUAAUGUUAAUAAGAAAUGUUGAGAAAGAGAAAUGUGUUUAAUUUAAAAGAAUUGGCAAAUUUUAUCUAGAAUUUGAAAACAAAAUUAAAAUGUUUGAGUGAAUAUGGGUGGGAAAAUUUGGAAUGUAGAUAACAUUUACACACCUAUAACCACAGUUAAUGUCAUCUUUUAAAACAUUCUUUUUGAAAACAAUACUAGAUUUUCAUAUGAAAUUGUUAAACCUGAAAGCUGCUACAUGUGCCUGGCAGGUGCAAAAUGGAAAAAUCAUAAAAUUACAGUGUCAAUUAAAAAACUUUACCCAACACUAUAUUAUUUCUUAAUACUUUCACUUAUCCUUUAUAGGGGUGGGGCCUAGUUGUAGAAAAUAUUUAUUCUUCAUAUUAAGUGUUAGGACACAGUACAGCCAGAGAGCUACAUUUGUGCCCAGGUCAGGAGCAAAUUGAAAAGAGAAGUGAACAAAAUAAUAGCAAGAUAUCUUAUAGCUUGUAAUAGUAGUUCUUGAGGUUGGGAUUAGAUAGUUGUAACUUUGAAAUGCAUAUUCUUUUUUUUUCUGUAAAAAUUUGGAGCGCAUUGUAGCCAAGGUGCUACUAAGUUUGUGCUCAGGUCGGGAGCAUAUUGAAAAACAUAUGUACAUUAAAAGAAAAAGAAAAAAAGAAUUAACAAAAAAACCUCACAAAACUAGA
This is a messenger RNA of Acomys russatus (golden spiny mouse), 2386 nucleotides long. RefSeq names its product lysophosphatidic acid receptor 4 (gene Lpar4). NCBI's taxonomy places the organism in Eukaryota, Metazoa, Chordata, Mammalia, Rodentia, Muridae. The transcript has 2 exons. Gene Ontology annotation, biological process: positive regulation of Rho protein signal transduction; phospholipase C-activating G protein-coupled receptor signaling pathway. The record is from RefSeq and is a predicted model, not a curated record. Gene Ontology annotation, cellular component: membrane. Gene Ontology annotation, molecular function: lysophosphatidic acid receptor activity. The coding region runs from base 136 to 1248 and encodes 370 amino acids.